AUGCGCAUCGACCGCCUCUCCACCGGCCAAGCACUCACCCAGAAUGGGUGCGGCAUGCAGAUGGCCACGGCCUCGCCGCUGGCGGGCGCGUGGAUCGACGCGUACGAUGGUCAUCACCCGAUCGUCGACGUCGGCUGUGCGUACGGCCUCGCGGUGAAAGAGGCGGCGGCGCGCAGCGUGCCGGUUUUGGCCAUCGACUGCUGCGAGGAGCACCUAGAGGCGGUGCGGCACACCUGCGCUGGCCUUCCCUCAUUUGAAGGCGCGCGCUUUGGGAGAUUGCCUGAUGACCUGUCGCUGCCUGCGGCGUCCGCUUCCUCGAUUCUGGUCGCGGAGGUCCUCCACUUCUUGAACGGCCCACAGUGCGACCGCGCGCUCGCGGCCCUCCACGCCACGCUCGUGCCGGGCGGCCUCCUCUUCGUCACAGCGCAGUCCGUGGAGGGGUUUCUCAAGGUGGUCUUUCCCGACGGCAAUGCUGAGGCGCGGCGGGUCCGCGACGGCGUCGCCAAGCGUGCUGCCGCUGGAGAGCGCUGGCCCGGCACAUACGUGAUGGAGUCGGAGGACGUUGAUCUCGAGCAGAUCUACUCGGGCGUACUCCGGGAGAGCGUUGGCGCGCAUCUGCCGCCCGAAGCGCUGCGCGCGGCGACGCCGAAGUACGAAGUGGUGCACACGGCGCAGCACCUGAGGGCGGGGGCGGAGCGCGCCGGGCUGAUUGUGGUCUCGGCGGUGGAGACGAGCCACCCCGGCUACCCCGAUGGGGCGGACGUCGUGCAGCUCGUGGCGAGGAGGCCUCUCUGA
This is a messenger RNA of Emiliania huxleyi CCMP1516, 795 nucleotides long. RefSeq lists its product as hypothetical. The transcript is spliced from 2 exons. The coding region runs from base 1 to 795 and encodes 264 amino acids. The record is from RefSeq and is a predicted model, not a curated record. NCBI's taxonomy places the organism in Eukaryota, Haptophyta, Isochrysidales, Noelaerhabdaceae.